This is a messenger RNA of Mesorhabditis belari, 333 nucleotides long. NCBI's taxonomy places the organism in Eukaryota, Metazoa, Nematoda, Chromadorea, Rhabditida, Rhabditidae. The record is from the annotation of a GenBank genome assembly.
AUGACGGCUCACAAUUAUGAAUGGAUACCGGGCGAUCCAACGAAACUGUGGGAUACAGUCAGAACUGCCAGAGACGGCCGUUUGGCGAUAGUUUUGCAAAAGUGUUUCCUUGAUACCGUUACGGCACCUACGUUUUCAGGCACUACCAUUUAUGGAACUGUUUUGCUUGAAGGGAAAACAGUGAUCGAAACUCUGCGCGAGUGUUGCACCAAAUUUUCGUCCUUGACGUGUGCACCUGGCCCCCCUUCCAAUUCAUCAACUUUUGAUGUUUGCCCCAUUAAUGGCGCGUCCUUUCAUCCAAGUAAUUUCCACGAAUGUCAUCCAACUUUGCUA